Molecule: messenger RNA, 4794 nt
Organism: Brenthis ino (lesser marbled fritillary)
Lineage: Eukaryota; Metazoa; Arthropoda; Insecta; Lepidoptera; Nymphalidae
Source: the annotation of a GenBank genome assembly
AUGGAACAUACUAUACAGAAAAUUGGUGACUAUUCAGAUAAUGAAGUGUUUGAUGAUUCAAUAUUGGCGGCAAAUUUCGAAAAUUCAAUUUUUAAAGACGAUAAUCUAAAUAAAAGUGAUAUAGAUAACGUUUUAAGUUUGAGUGCUCUAAGUAGUGACAGAGAAACAAUUGGAUAUGAUAAAGUAACUGGCAAAACAUGGAUUUAUCCAACAAACUACCCAGUAAGGGAUUAUCAAUUCAAUAUAAUAAAAGCUGCAAUUUUGAAAAACACACUUGUAAGUCUGCCAACUGGUUUGGGCAAGACCUUUAUAGCAGCAGUUAUAAUGUAUAAUUUCUAUCGUUGGUAUCCAAUGGGUAAAAUAAUUUUUACAGCACCUACUAAACCAUUGGUAGCACAGCAAAUUAAUGCCUGUUAUAAUAUUGUAGCCAUUCCCCCUGCGGAUACAGUGGAAAUGACAGGUCAUAUGCAGGUCAAUACAAGAAAAAAUCAAUGGGAAACAAAGAGAGUGUUUUUUGCUACGCCACAAGUAAUAGAUAAUGACAUAAAAUCAGGGAUAUGUCCUGGGGAUAAAAUUCGUUGCUUGGUUAUAGAUGAAGCACAUAAAGCAAGAGGAAACUAUGCAUAUUGUCAUAUUAUUUCAUCACUUGCGAACAUUGGGCACACAUGGUUCAGGGUUCUUGCUUUGUCUGCAACACCAGGAAAUAAAGUUGAAGAUGUUAUCACAAUUAUAAAAAAUCUUAACAUAGCUCAUUUAGAGAUACGAACAGAGACUAGUAAAGAUGUUGAACCAUAUUGCCAUUCCCGUAAAAUAAAUACAGUCAUUAUAGAACUUGGUCCUGAACUCACUUAUUUAAGACAGCAGUAUGUUGAGAUUUUGGAUGUGUAUGCAAGGAGACUUAAGCAACUCAACAUUUUACCCCAAAAUGUUGGAAAUCUAUCUAAGGGACGGAUAGUGAUGAUGUACAAAGAAUUCCAAAGCAGGGAACGUGGAGCCAGGCAUCCAAAACAUAGCUACAUAAUGAAAGACUUCACAUUCUUAAUUGCCCUCUACCACGGCCUCGAGCUGCUAGUGAAGCACGGCUCGCGAGUGUUCUUGAAUUUUUUCGAUGAACAUCCAGAAAAAUCCUGGAUACAAUCAGACCAAAAACUCAUGGCGUUUCUGGACAAAUUGAGGAAUGAUCUCGGAAUCAACCCCCUAUCUUUAGACAGAAGUAUUUUACCCGAUGGGACAAUACCCGAAAUGCCAAAAAAUUUAACAUUCGGUCACCCAAAGUUUGACAAAUUGAAAGAAAUCAUGUUGCAACAUUUCAACGAGGCGAAACAAAAAGGCGAGGAAACUAAAGCCAUAGUGUUUUGCGAAUACCGUGAGAGUGUGAACCUCGUGCACUGCUUGCUGCUGCAGUGUCGGCCUCUCAUCGUACCGCAGAUGUUUGUUGGUCAAGGUGCCUCUGGCAAGGAGCGGGCGGGCGCGUCGCAGCGGCAGCAGGCGCGCGCGCUGCGCGGCUUCCGCGCCGGCGCCAGCAACGCGCUGGUGUGCACGUGCGUGGCGGAGGAGGGGCUGGACGUGGGCGCCGUCGACCUCAUCCUGUGCUUCGACGUGUCCACGCGCUCGCCCGUGCGCCUCGUGCAGCGGUGCGGACGCACGGGGCGCUCGCGCGGCGGCCACGUGUACAUACUCGUCACAGAGGGGCGCGAACACCAGGUGUUACUCGACAGUAUGCGACAACGCGACGGACUCAACUACAGUGUGCUGAGGUCUAAGGAAGUACAAGACAACUUGUACAAACACAACCCGCGCAUGCUGCCUCCGGGCGUCUUCCCCGACUGCCACAAGACAUUCAUAAAAAUAAACAAAAAGGACACCACCGAAAAAUCAACAACUAAAUCUAAAAAGGGUCAAAAGGAUUUAAGGGCUAUGUUACUAGACAAAGGGUCGGUUACAUCGAAGAGUGACCACAAAGAUUUGUUAACGAAAGAUGAAUUUGAGGAACUCUACCCGUCCGGCUGUCGCCUCGCUCGCUACUUCCCUCCGGCCCGCGAAUACUGGGCUAUGAGCAGCGAAAAACUGCUCACAAUAAGAAGUGAUUCUAAAUUAAAUUUAUCAACUUGGUUGGACAAUCAAAGGAUCUUACAGACAACUGCUCUCGUCGGCCAUUCAGCUGAUACUGAAAUAUUAGUGAAGUUACUGAAUUACAACAGUACCAAGGAAGAUGUGCCGCUGGCUGAGACUCAAGGCUCUUACCCAGCAUCACUAACCCCGAAUGUGUUCUUAUCGCCCGUCAAAACUAAAGUUAAGAAAAAACAAAAAAAUCCCUUGCUAAAAUCUCCUUUUAAAAAAGAUGGCGAUAUUAGAGCUAUAUUCAGCACCGCCACCAAAUCUACUAAGAGUUACACAAAACUUAUAAACGAAUUGGGAAUUCACAAUGACGAGAGAAUACCCACGAAGUUAAUAAAUAUAUUCGUAGAUUUGAGUGUGGAAAAUAAAAAUAUGACCAAACUUUGCUGGACUUGUCAUAACAUUUGUGAUUGUAAAAUUAUACAACAAAUGAGAAAUGAAAGAAAUGUGCCUUUGUUUUUGCCAAUACAUAGUGAGCCGUACUUACCCAAUAUCUCGUUAAUAGACGAUUUUGAUAGAGAUUUCCUAAUAGAAUACGGCAAGACUUCAUCAAAUAAUGUUUCAUCAGACUGUGAUAUUAACAAGUUUGAUGAUAUAAAUAAUGAAGUAAUAGAAAAGAAUUUAGACUCAAAAUUAUGUGUAUUAGAAUCGGAGGGAAAAAAUAUUAAUAAUAAUACGAAACCUGAUAAAAAUAUCGUAAUUAAUUUCGAUAUCGGCGAUGUAGAAGAUAUAUUCGCAGAUAGCAGUUCUGAAGACACUGAUUUUACUGAACAAAUUAAUAUCGCACCUCAAGCAAAAGACACGACCAAAACUGAUGAUAAAGAUAUAGAAUUUUUCCAUUUAAACAGUAUCGAGGAUUUGUUUGAAGAUUCAGAUUCUGAUUCGAAUAUUCAAAAAGAUAAAGAAUUUAAAUCACUUAAUGCAAAAACUUCAGAUCAUAUAAUGUUUGAUAUUAAACCUGUAGAAGUCGACUGUGAUGUACAGUGUAUAGAGGACAAAGAUAAUAAACCAAAUGUAUACCUAAAAAGCCCAUCAAUACUCUCCGGUGUAGCUGUAAAGAACUCUGCUCCAACAUCACCCAUACUCUGUUCACAAACAAAUAAAUAUAAAUUGAGUAUAACAAAAAAUAUACAGAGCUCUACCCCGAAGAGUUCGAAAAAACGAUUGGAUAUGAGCAAACCGCAAGGUACAAUAAUAGCUUCACCAAAAGAAAUAUCUGAAUCUUGCGAACAAUCAAAGGACAUUAGUUCCAAAAGCAUGUUAACAAUAACACAGAUUAUAGAUUUCAUAAAUAGAACUAAAAAUAAUAGCACAAUUGGUUCGAGUAGUUCUCAUAAAGCUUUGAAUGAAAGUAAAGGAGUGUAUGAGAAUGAAAGGAGUUCUUCCCCCAUACUGUUGACUCUACGCGACCGACGGAAAAACUCCCAUACGAUAGAUUCCAGUGCAUUAAAAGGUUCUCAAGUCAAACAAACAAGUUUAGUCAUCCUCGAUAGUGAUAGCGACAGUGACUUCGAAUUCGACACUCAAGAACUUAAACAAAUAGAAAUGCAGGAAAAAAGUAAGACUGAAGGAAUAACAGACAACAAAUCUUCUUCGAUUGCGCAAAAGUCUAAACAAAAUGAUGAAGAUUCGCCAUAUUUUAAUAAGAAACUUAAAUUAACAAACGAUCGCAAUGAGGCCACGACUUUACAAAAGAAGAUUCUGGCCGCGCUCACUUCUAGUAAGUUUAAUACCGAUCCGCUCGGGGAUAAAGACUCGCAUGUGAACUUUAUGGUCAGAUCUCCUCUUCUGAAAUUUGGGAAGGAAAAUAAACAUAACUUAGAGAGCCCCAAAGAGGAAAAAGAUAACUAUGAAACAAAAAGUAAUGUAACAAAGCUACAAAAUAUGUGUGGACAUGACAGUAAUUUUAUAGACAGCCCAUUAGAAAAGAAAUGUAAUACUGGAAUAAAGAGUAAUAUUGCAAAGCUGCAAAUGUAUCGGCGUGAUAGUAGCGUGAAUGGGAAACAUUUGGUUGGGAACUCCACGAACACGUCGACGCCAGUGAAUGGCAUGAAAAGGAAACUCACGUUCAGCGACAGUGACGACGACUUCGAGAGCUCCGGGCCGCGGAAGAAACGCGUUGCCAGCGAGGUGCGACUCCCUUAUCAUAAGAUGAGAAAAUGUUUCAAGAAUAAGAAGAAAAAUGAUAAAAACAACGAGUUCCUGGAAUUGGAAGCUGAGUUGUCGGGCGACGGGUCGAGCUCGGGCGACGAGCUGUCCGACGACAGUGUGGGCUCCAUCCUCGACUUUAUAUGUGACGACAGCGCCACGCUACAGGAGGAUGACGACAUGCACGCUCAUUAUUUGAAGUCGGUGAAAAGCCCAGUCAAAGGUGUUUUCAAAAUACCGCAGCUGCCAGAUAAAUUUAAUAAAAGAGAGAUACUUUCUCAAACCUGGGUUGAGAAUGAUACAUAUGAGAUGGAUAGUUUUUGCGUAGACGACUCGAAUGUUGGUUUAACUCAAGCGAAUGAGUUAUCUGAACUCGAGGUAGCGGAAAUGAUUUUGGAGGAGAGAAGAAGAAAACGAAGACCCUCGAAACAUUUGAGUCAAUCUCAAGCAAAUGGUGAAAGUCCUAUUUUUAAAAGAAAAUUAAAAACAGUGAGAAUGCACAUAGAAAGCGAUUCAGAUGAUAGUAGC